AUGAACCCUGGGGGUGGGAACGUGUCCGGGUUGAUCUCUUUCGCCCUCGGAGCCGUGAGCGGGUUCGAUUCCGACCCGUGGCCCCCUAGUGGAUCCCAGGAGAACUCCCUGCAUCUCAACAACCUGACUAACCCGGGCUGCCGUGGACAGGAUGUGGUCUACAACGGCGCCGACGCCCGGCUGGGGAACUGGUCUGCACUAAGCACUGGAGGAGCCGUCCACGAGGAGGGCGACAGGAUUUACGGGUCUCGGUGUCCCCCCCGAGCGAUGGCGGGGGAGAAGAACUGGGCGGCGCUGCUCAUCUUGCUGGUCAUCGCCCUCACGGUCAUGGGGAACAUCCUGGUGAUCCUGGCCGUGUCCCUGGAGAAGAAGCUGCAGAACGCCACUAACUACUUCCUGAUGUCACUGGCCGUCGCCGACAUGCUGCUGGGCAUCCUGGUCAUGCCGGUCUCCAUGGUGACCAUCCUGUACGAUUACGGGUGGCCCCUCCCCUCGGACCUCUGUCCCAUCUGGAUCUACCUGGACGUGCUCUUCUCCACAGCGUCCAUCAUGCACCUGUGCGCCAUCUCUCUGGAUCGCUUCAUCGCCAUCCGCAACCCGAUCCACCACAGCCGCUUCAACUCCCACACCAAGGCCCGGGUGAAGAUCCUGGCCGUGUGGACCAUCUCCGCCGGGAUCUCCAUGCCGAUCCCGGUGCUGGGACUCAGAGAUCACUCCAAGGUGUUCAAAGAUGGCAGCUGCCUGCUGACAGAUAACAGCUUUGUGCUGGUGGGCUCCCUCGUGGCGUUCUUCGUGCCGCUCACCAUCAUGGUGGUCACGUACUUCCUGACCAUCAACGCCCUGCGGAACGAAGCCACCCUGUGUCUGGACCAGCUGGUGCCGCGGCCCAAGUGGAGCACCACCUUCACUUUGAGCUUCUUACCUCAGAGCUCUCUGUCUUCUGAUGGAUUGUUCCGACGCUCGCUGAGCCGCGAGGCCGGCGGCCGGGGGAGCGCCGGCGGCCUGGGAGGCGAGCGCGGCAGCGUGUCGGGCUCGCUGUUCGGACGCCGCACCAUGCAGUCCAUCAGCAACGAGCAGAAGGCGUCCAAGGUCCUGGGCGUGGUGUUCUUCCUCUUCGUGGUCAUGUGGUGUCCGUUCUUCAUCACCAACGUGCUGGUGGUGGUGUGCGACCCGGCGGCGUGCGACCCGGGACUCAUGGGGGGGCUGCUGAACGUCUUCGUCUGGGUCGGGUACUUGUCCUCCGCCGUCAACCCGCUGGUCUACACCUUGUUCAACAAGACGUAUCGAGCAGCGUUCCUGCGCUACGUCCGCUGCCGCUACCAGACGCCGAAGAAGCCUCUGCAGCUCAUGCUGGUGAACACCAUCCCGCCACUGGCGUUUAGCUCCUCCCACUUGCCGCUGGCCGCCAUCGCAAAGUUACGAAAUGGAGCUGCGCUCUCUAGUGGUGAAGGGAGGGACUUCUCUUUACCCGGGCGGGAAAUAUUAUCGUGUAAGUCGGACAAAAGCCAGAAAGACGGGGAUGAAAGCUGCGUGUGA
Molecule: messenger RNA, 1536 nt
Organism: Limanda limanda (common dab)
Lineage: Eukaryota; Metazoa; Chordata; Actinopteri; Pleuronectiformes; Pleuronectidae
Gene: htr2aa
Product: 5-hydroxytryptamine (serotonin) receptor 2A, genome duplicate a
Exons: 3
Coding region: 1-1536 (511 amino acids)
Biological process (GO): chemical synaptic transmission; G protein-coupled receptor signaling pathway, coupled to cyclic nucleotide second messenger
Cellular component (GO): dendrite; plasma membrane
Molecular function (GO): G protein-coupled serotonin receptor activity; neurotransmitter receptor activity
Source: RefSeq, a predicted model, not a curated record